CUGGCGGUGCUGAUAGCGGCUGCGGGUUAACAGCCGAGCCCAUGCUGCACAUUCUCACACGCACGUAGGCGACUUUACACUGGAAGACAUAAAUUAAUCCACUCGCGGGCACAAAGAAAGAUGCUGCUGUGUGGCGGUGUGGUGAGGGCCCUCAGGGGCCGCGGCGCCUGGAGGACCCUGUCCACCUGCAGCCGCAUGCAGAGCCACCACAAGAAAGAUCUAGAUGUUCUGGACUGUUCUCUUCCUCAGUAUGUUUGCCGUCUGGACACGCCCCUCCCGGACAUCCCGUUCGUUAGAGAGCUGACCAACCAGCAGGGGGAACUGAAGGACAAAGAGAGAGGGGAUUGGAAGACACUCACAAAAGAGGAAAAACUGGCCUUGUAUCGUCUGGCCCAUCAGUAUUCUUAUGCUGAGAUGCGUCAGGGUUCUUCAGAGUGGAAGACUGUUCUAGGUGGAGUUUUCUUCCUGCUUGGCCUCAGUGGUGUGUUGGUCUGGUGGUACAGAGCCUAUGUCUUUGGGCCAGUGCCUCACACGCUGUCUCCUGAUUGGAUAGAGAAGCAGACUCAGAGAAUGAUUGACAUGCGGGUCAACCCAGUCCAUGGUUUCUCGGCCCACUGGGACUACGAGAAGAAACAGUGGAAAUAGAAGCAGUCGCCGAGCUCACGCUCUCACCGCUAACAGAACGUUUUCUGUAUUUGGGAAUGUCAAUCCAUUCACCCUCUUUUUUCUUUUACGAUGUUCUGUGUAAUGCUGCUUUUUUAAAAGCUUUAUAUGCACCUGCUAAGAACUUUACUGAGAAGCUAUAUGUACUUGCUAAGCACUUGUUAAACUCAGACUGAGCACCUUUUAUGUACUAUAAGUACACGCAAAGUACAAGUCUACAGCUUGUGUUCAUACUAAGCAUUAGGGUUGUGGCUUUACCACAGUUUUAUUUGAUGACAGUUUACCAAAAUUACUGUAGUGGCUAGUAUUCUGAUUUCAUCCAAAAGAGAAACAACAACGCCUAAUUAGUUGGUUGCAGUGCAGGCUAACAAGAGAAAGUGGAAAGACUUGCAGUUAACUAGCUGAAAUAGUCUGUGGAAUGCAGCUUAGCAGAAGCGGCUUUGCAUAUACUAAUGACACAACACAAAAGGUCUGGAUCAUGAAUGUUAAUAUGAAUAAUAAUAAAAAAGCUGAAAAAUAUAGGGACAUCUUUACCAGUGAAAAUGGAUUUUCAGGUCCAACAUUUGCCAGAUUUAAGUUUUUACCUGCCGCCCCCAUGUUCUGAACUACAGGUGGGCCUCGUGGUUGGUUUGAUGACCCGUGGAGGUGGGUUAGAGUCUGGCUGGUGGUCACCAGAGAUUUGGGAGGGUUUGGUGUGGUGACUCACGGCCCGCAAAAUGAACGAAUGAGUCGUGUUUGAAUUAAUCAUGUUUAAAUUUGAUACGUGGAAUGCCACGUGCUGACAAUCGGCUUUGUGCAUAACUGUAGUCCACGGACUUCCGGUUUCUACUGCAGCGGUCACACCAGUUUCCUGUUUGUUGGCGCGCGCUGUUGACGCUGGCAUACUUUUCGCGAUGCCGUCAAGAUUUACCAUGGAUAAAUGUUUGAUCUAAAUAAUCUCAUAAAUAAAAAAAUUGACUCUUCUUGUAAACUGGACAUCCAACAUGUUUUAUUUGGUCUGUCACAAAAUGAGGAAAUAAGUUCAGAAAAAAUGUAUAUUAUCAACCUUCUAUUAAUAUUUGCUAAAUUUCAUAUUCACUGUACCAAAUUUGCACACCAGCGUCCAAACAGUGUAUUCAAAGCACUUAUUUCAUCCUAUUUAGAAUCUUUAAAAGAAUGUAUGAAUCCUAAAGCCAGCAAAACCAGAAGACUAUGUGAAGAAUAUAAUUUAACUUAAAUCCUGUAUCUCGAGCUUUUUUAUUUUGUCUUUUCUUUUUUUAUGGCUAUGUAAAUUUUAAUUUGAAAUAAUUUAUAUUUUUGUAACUACUUUUUGUCCUAUUGUGAUGUAAUAUUUUCUUGUUUAUAUGUUUUGUUCAAUAAAAAAAUAUAAAAUAAAUAAAUAAAUAAACAAAAACCAUGGAUAAAUGUCAACGACGUGCACAGGUCCGUCGACAAACUUCCCCCUGCACCUCCCAACAAACGGGAGAGACGUCUCAAGUU
Molecule: messenger RNA, 2142 nt
Organism: Lampris incognitus (smalleye Pacific opah)
Lineage: Eukaryota; Metazoa; Chordata; Actinopteri; Lampriformes; Lampridae
Product: cytochrome c oxidase subunit 4 isoform 1, mitochondrial
Exons: 6
Coding region: 121-645 (174 amino acids)
Biological process (GO): mitochondrial electron transport, cytochrome c to oxygen
Source: RefSeq, a predicted model, not a curated record